Trichosurus vulpecula (common brushtail) is the source of this 243-nucleotide messenger RNA. RefSeq names its product small integral membrane protein 40 (gene SMIM40). The coding region runs from base 1 to 243 and encodes 80 amino acids. The transcript has a single exon. The record is from RefSeq and is a predicted model, not a curated record. NCBI's taxonomy places the organism in Eukaryota, Metazoa, Chordata, Mammalia, Diprotodontia, Phalangeridae.
AUGGCAGAGGAGGAGGGCGAUGGGGACGAGGGGGAUGUGUUCUUGGCAUUCGCCCGGGGUCCGACUCCUCCCAGGGGUCCCUUUCUUCGGGCCCUAGACCGGGCCUUUUUCGUUUUCCUGGCCCUCUUCCUGGCGGUGCUGAUGCUAGAGGCCGCCUACAAGCUGCUAUGGCCCAUCCCCUGGGCCAACCUGUGGGGCUGGCUGCUUGGAACCCCUCCAAGAGAAGAGGAGCUGGAGCUGUGA